ACCCGGCAGCUCCCGCCCCCUCCGCCUCCUGGCGAUGAGCGUCGUGGGAGCCUUCCCCGGCCCCCCCCGGCCCCUAUGGAUGGCAGUGCUCCAUCGUUGCCGGCUGUGCCCAUCGCCAACCCCGACAUCACAGCCUCCCGCUACCGAGGGCUGCCCGGCCCCACGGCAGGAAGCCCCACAGCAGGCAGCGAGCGGAAGAAGGGCCGCAAGAAAAUCUCCAAGGCCGACAUUGGAGCCCCGUCUGGCUUCAAGCACGUCGGCCACAUCGGCUGGGAUCCUGCCAAUGGCUUUGAUACAGCAGCGCUGGACCCCGACCUGCGGGCUCUGUUCGCACGCGCCGGCAUCAGUGAGGCGCAGCUGGCAGACGCUGAGACCUCGCGCCUCAUCUACGACUUCAUCGAGGGGCAGGGGGGGCUGCAGGCCGUCAAGGAGGAGAUGCGGCGCCAGGGCCCACAAGGCAGAGGGGCCACCCCACCUCCUCCUCCUCCUCCUCCCUCCGGACCCCCACGGGCUCGCGGUGGGCCGCUGCCUCCCCCCCCACCGUCUGGGGGUCCUCCUCCCCCUCCACGUGGGGGACCCGGCCCGGCUUCCGCAACUCGACCCGUGGCUCCGCCCCCUCCGCGAGGCUCCGCCCCUCCGUGUGCCGCCGCCUCUGUGGCUCCGCCCCCUCCUCCCCCACCUCUGCCCCCCCCCAGCGGGAGCCCCUCGGUGGUGGGCGGCCCUCCGGCGCGGGGGGCGCUCCUGGAUCAGAUCCGGCAGGGCGUGACGCUGAACAAGACCCCCGAAGCCCCCGAAGGCGGCGCUGGGGGAGUUGCGGCGGGAGGGCUGGUGGGCGCUCUGAUGGAUGUGAUGCAGAAGCGGAGCCGCGUCAUUCACUCCUCAGACGAAGGAGAGGACGGCGAUGAGGACGACGAGGACGAAUGGGAUGAAUGACGGCUCCGCAGCGCUCCCUGGCGGCCGCGGCGCUUUGCGCCCUCCGCCCGACCCCCGAUUGGAAAUAAACGGCGGCGGAUGAGCGAUUAAUUAUGGCAGCACUGCCCGUUAAUGAGCUCUAGGAGGGAUUGAGCGGCGUUAAUUGGCGUAAGGAGGGUUCGCGGCCUUUCAGCCCGGUUAAUCGAUGGGUAAUACGCGUAAAGUUAAUUAACAACGAGCGGUUACGAGCGGCAAUUAAAGGCGAAAGGCUCCCAGAA
This is a messenger RNA of Lagopus leucura (white-tailed ptarmigan), 1190 nucleotides long. Its product is annotated as wiskott-Aldrich syndrome protein-like. The transcript is spliced from 8 exons. The coding region runs from base 76 to 933 and encodes 285 amino acids. The record is from RefSeq and is a predicted model, not a curated record. Gene Ontology annotation, molecular function: small GTPase binding; actin binding. Lineage: Eukaryota; Metazoa; Chordata; Aves; Galliformes; Phasianidae. Gene Ontology annotation, biological process: actin filament organization; regulation of Rho protein signal transduction.